Messenger RNA from Diospyros lotus (date-plum), 327 nucleotides. RefSeq names its product CCG-binding protein 1-like. Bases 1 to 327 code for a protein of 108 amino acids. Lineage: Eukaryota; Viridiplantae; Streptophyta; Magnoliopsida; Ericales; Ebenaceae. Gene Ontology annotation, cellular component: cytosol; nucleus. Gene Ontology annotation, biological process: pollen tube guidance. Gene Ontology annotation, molecular function: mediator complex binding. The record is from RefSeq and is a predicted model, not a curated record. The transcript is spliced from 2 exons.
AUGGCUAAAGAUGCCCCAAAAGAAGGGGUAGAGAAGCUAAUCAUUCAAGCCGGUGGAUUGAAAUACCUUAUCAGCUGUUUACAUGGAAGCUCAGCAAUUCAUAAAGUGAAGGAGGAGGGCAGUAGAUGUACCAAAACAUUGAACAAAGAGAAAAAGGAAGAGGCAGCUUUUCAUGUCCCAGAUGGAUUACCCAAAUCUGCCAAAGAGGUAGAAGAAGAAAAAGAAGAGAAAGCGAGAAUGCCGGAUUCAGCUUUAACCAGAAUGCUCAGAAGCGAUGGGAAGCUCCCAGCUUGGUACUCCUCUGCACCUUGUCAUUAUACAGGUUGA